GUCCGUGUAAAUGGUCUGUCGAGUCGUUGACUACGUUGGCGCUGCUGAUUUACGGGGCUGUUUAGAACAGAUAUUUUGAUAUUGGACAUACAUUGCGGCCGUGGCUGCUGUUGCAAGCCUGCUGUUUGAUGCUGGUCAAUCUUACCAUGGUGUUAGCACCUUGCUUGAAAAUCUGGCGAUUGGAGUUUGAGCAUGUCAGCAAGCUUGGGGGGCGCGGAGAGAGCAGGAAAGACAGGAGAACUGCAAGAGGCAAGCAGGAAGCGAGACUGUCAGGAGGAGGAAUCAUUGAGGGGAGGAGGAGAGAAGGUUCAACGGAAAGUUGCACGCCUCGCCAGCACCGAUGUUACUCGGAUUGGUCAUUCUCGCGUGAUCCACAGGGCUCUUGCGCUUUGCUAUCGGUCAGUCAUUCCAUUCCUAGUUCCCGUCCUCCUCCUGGCAUCUGCCAAGAAGCAUUUCGAUGCCUCGCUUCCGUAUGUCUCAGGGCCAAAGGGGUGGUUCCGAUUCGCAAGUAGGACCGAGACAGUGAGGAAUGUUGCAACACAGAAUCGUGAUUAUCUCUCUUCCUCUCUGGUGCCCGUUAUGGGCAUUCCAGCUUCCCGCGUCCCCACGAGUGUCGAUAUCCGACAACGCGCCCAACAGCGUGCCGGCGUCGCGUAUCCAACUACGCGACUGCGCCUUCGUGAGGCUACCACGCUGUGAUUGCAAUGCCUUCCUCCGGUAUUUUAAGCCAGGUAUCCUCGCCAUCCCGUCAGGGCUUCAGUAUCCGGGAUUCGACAUUUCUUGCUUGCGUCGACUUGCAGUCCGCUCCCUUCGUUCUGACUCGCGCCCCUCCAUUUAUUUGCUGACGGUUUCUC
This is a messenger RNA of Parathielavia appendiculata, 854 nucleotides long. RefSeq lists its product as uncharacterized. Bases 193 to 699 code for a protein of 168 amino acids. The record is from RefSeq and is a predicted model, not a curated record. The transcript has 2 exons. NCBI's taxonomy places the organism in Eukaryota, Fungi, Ascomycota, Sordariomycetes, Sordariales, Chaetomiaceae.